CGUUUCCGAGGCGGUUUGUUCGAGGCUCGUCGUGUCUCCGGUGCCGCCUGCUCAGCCGUCUCCGCCGCUCCGUUUCGCAUCGCUGCUCCGGUCCUCCGGCAACCACACACACACACACACACCUCGGUGUCCGAGCACCAUGGCCCGCUCCCGGCGCUUUCACUGAGAGACAUGGAAGCCAAGCAACAUCCGAUAAAGAGCCUCAAAAGCUACCCGGAAACAGGCGGCCGGAGCCUGGCAGCGGCAGCCGGAGGAGACGGAGAAGGAGGCGGCGGCGGCGGCUAUCGAGCCGGCUCGGCUGAAAUGGAGAUGGAGGUGAAGAUCCAGAAAGCCAUCGACUUCAAGGUGGAGGGUCACCGCUGCUACAAGGAGAAGAAAUUUCGGGAAGCGAUCGGCAAGUACCACCGGGCGCUGCUGCAACUCAAAGGGGUCCAUGUAGCCGACGGGACGACGGGCUCAGAGGUCAACCUGCUGAGCCCACCCGCGGCCACGCUGACCGAGGAGCAGCGGAGAGCCGUGGAGAGCACCGAGAUCGAGUGCUACGACAGCCUGACAGCGUGCCUGUUGCAGUCUGAGCUGGUGAACUACGAGCGGGUGAAGGACUACUGUCUGAAGGUGCUGAGCCACCGGAGAGACCACUUCAAGGCCAUGUACCGAGCCGGCAUCGCCUUCUACCACCUGGGGGACUACGAAUGUGCUCUCCGCUACCUGCGUGACGCCAAGAACCGCGAACCCACAGACACCAACGUGCUGCGCUACAUCCAGCUGACGGAGAUGAAGAUGAACAAGAGCGGCCAGCGGGAACGAGAGAGCGGCAAAGAGACGCAGGGCUAACCCUCGACCUUUGACCCCUCAUCAACCCCCCCUCUUUGGUCCUCUAUCUACGCCCGGCAGCAGCACAGCCCACAGACAGAAGACAGAAGACGCAAUCACCCGCCAGGGAGACAUAUCAAGCUCUGUCUGCAAGCCAACCUCCUCUUCCCUCUCGUCCCUCUUCCUCUCCCUCUUCUCUCCCUCAGGUGCUGCGGUUCUUCUCCCGAGACGCAGACAGUCGAGCAAACUUUAAAAACUUCUUUUUUUUUUUAACUGUACUAUACUCAAUGAAAAAGGAGCUUCAAAACAUACAUAUGAAUAAUGGUCAUUUGCGUGAUUUAGUAAAUGUUUUUAAAGACAAAAAAGGCAUUUAGUGUCUGCUCUCUUUUCUCUCUCUUUUUCUCUCUGCCUUCUCUCCGUCUUUCUUCGAACUCUUGAGGAGAAUAUCGG
Pseudoliparis swirei is the source of this 1263-nucleotide messenger RNA. It is a transcript of the gene ttc9b, whose product is annotated as tetratricopeptide repeat domain 9B. Gene Ontology annotation, molecular function: protein binding. Lineage: Eukaryota; Metazoa; Chordata; Actinopteri; Perciformes; Liparidae. The annotation marks the transcript as partial. The transcript is spliced from 3 exons. The record is from RefSeq and is a predicted model, not a curated record.